Molecule: messenger RNA, 3221 nt
Organism: Mauremys mutica (yellowpond turtle)
Lineage: Eukaryota; Metazoa; Chordata; Testudines; Geoemydidae
Gene: SLCO5A1
Product: solute carrier organic anion transporter family member 5A1
Exons: 10
Coding region: 534-3221 (895 amino acids)
Biological process (GO): sodium-independent organic anion transport; transmembrane transport
Cellular component (GO): membrane
Molecular function (GO): protein binding
Source: RefSeq, a predicted model, not a curated record
UCACUGGAUUAGCUCUUCUUAAAGAUAAAGAGCCCUUAUUGGACCCUUUUAUCCAAACCAGUGUAACUGAGAGCAGAAUCUGACUCCAUUUUGUCUUCAAAGAUUUCCCCCCUCUCUCGCUUUAGUGCACAGAUUGGCAGAUUUGCCAUCAGGAGGUUUUAAACAGGAUUCCGUGCCGACAGCCUCCCUGCUGCAGCCUGCGGAUAGGAAGAGGCAAAGAUGCAGAUGACCAAGAGCUCCCCCUUGCCCAGGCUGGGCUGUACCUUGCACCCUGGUUCUUUUUCAUUGUUAAACAUGGCCAAUUAAUCCAUGUGGGAAAUGUUCCAGCAGAAGGAUAGAGGCACCGUCCAAGCUGUUCAUAGCUCGGCUGCUAGGACGGCUCCGUAAGAAGCGCUAAGAAGGAUGGAGCCACCAAGGACACCGCUAGACACGUGCUCUUACACAUUGAUGCGUGCCACGGUUAGUUGUGUGUUGGAGUCGGGGAAGUAAAUCCACAGAGAAUAUGUUACACUUCCUUGGAUUUACAUGAUGAAAUGGCAACGGAGGUUCUAACUGAACAAUACAAUGUGUCUGAUGUUUGUUUGUUUUUUAACUUAACGCAGACCAGAGUUGCUGCCAGCAUGGCAUCGCCAGCGAUAAAGCAGCAGCACCCAUUCUCCCCCAGAGAACAGCAGCCGGAGAAUCAAGCGGAGAGCUUCAGGUCCAAAAGUUUGCCAGCUCUGAAUAGGUCUGCUCCUUGGAUUAUCACAACACAAAGCACCCUCCUUGAGGCAAAACGGAGUGUCUUGCACAGUUUCCAAGCGAGGUCUGACCUGAGAUCUGGCCUUGACACUGACAAAUCAGCUCACAGUAACGGUGCUGCUGCUGCUGCUUCUGGGACUGUAUUUUCUUUCACAGCCUCCAGCUUUUCAGGGGUCGGGAGUUUCACUGAGAGGACAGACUGUAAUAACUUUGCUGGCACAAGCAAAGGUGUUUCCCCAGCUUCCACGUUGCUAGCUCUCCCAGGUAGAAAGUGUCUCAGCGUGGUGUUGACAGAUUCCCGUUUCUUCUUGGUGUGCAUGUGCUUUCUGACCUUCAUUCAGUCCUUAAUGGUCUCUGGGUAUCUGAGCAGUGUUAUUACCACCAUUGAGAGGAGGUACAGUUUGAAAAGCUCUGAGUCUGGGCUGCUGGUCAGCUGUUUUGAUAUUGGUAGUCUGGUCGUCGUGGUGUUCAUCAGUUACUUUGGGGGGCGCGGACGGAGGCCACUCUGGCUUGCUGUAGGUGGGUUUUUCAUUGCUCUUGGGGCUGCACUUUUUUCUUUACCUCAUUUCAUCUCUCCAUCAUAUCAGAUCCAAGAAUUGAACUCUUCCCUCUCUAACGAGGGCUUGUGCGUGACUGGCAAUAAUACCGCCAAAGACCAUUUGGAGUCACCAGCCUGUGUCAAGGACUCAGGUGGAAAUGAUCAUUCCCUCUAUGUAGCUUUAUUCAUUUGUGCCCAAAUUCUCAUUGGCAUGGGCUCCACACCCAUCUAUACCUUGGGACCAACCUACUUAGAUGACAAUGUCAAGAAAGAAAAUGCAUCACUGUACCUAGCCAUCAUGUAUGUAAUGGGAGCACUUGGUCCUGCCGCAGGAUAUUUGCUAGGAGGAGUUCUUAUUGGUUUUUACGUUGAUCCUAGAACGACUGUUUAUAUUGACCAGAGUGACCCUCGAUUCAUUGGAAACUGGUGGAGUGGAUUCCUCCUUUGUGCCAUUGCAAUGCUCCUUGUGAUAUUCCCAAUGUUUACUUUCCCAAAAAAGCUCCCACCUCGACAGAAAAAGAAGAAGAAGAAGAAGAAAAUUAGCUCUGAUGACAUUUCAAGUGAUGAUGACGUCAUGAAAGAGAAAACAAACAGCAAAAGACAAGUUGAUAGUUCAAUUCCUGCUUCUAUGGGAUUUGGAAAGAAUGUUAAAGAGCUUCCAAGAGCAGCUGUCAGGAUCUUAAGCAACAUGACAUUCCUUUUUGUGAGUUUGUCAUACACAGCUGAGAGUGCCAUUGUUACUGCUUUUAUUACCUUCAUUCCCAAGUUCAUCGAGUCACAGUUUGGCAUCCCAGCUUCCAAUGCCAGCAUCUACACUGGUGUGAUUAUUGUCCCAAGUGCUGGUGUUGGCAUUGUGCUAGGUGGCUACAUUAUUAAAAAGCUCAAACUUGGUGCAAGAGAGUCUGCGAAGCUGGCUAUGAUUUGCAGCGGUGUGUCUUUGCUGUGCUUUUCAACGCUUUUCAUUGUUGGAUGUGACAGCAUUAAUCUAGGGGGCAUAAAUAUCCCAUACACAACAGGUCCUACACUCACUAUGGCACACAGAAAUCUGACAGGUAGCUGUAAUGUCAACUGUGGAUGCAAAAUUCAUGAGUACGAGCCUGUCUGUGGAUCAGAUGGAAUAACAUACUUCAAUCCGUGUCUGGCCGGCUGCAUCAAUGGUGGAAAUCAUAGCACAGGGGUAAGAAAUUAUACUGAAUGUGCCUGUGUCCAAAGCCGCCAAGUUAUCACUCCACCAACUGUGGGACAGCGCGGUCAGCUCAGGGUGGUUAUUGUCAAAACAUACCUGAAUGAGAAUGGCUAUGCUGUUUCCGGGAAGUGUGAUCGGACCUGCAGUACACUUAUCCCAUUCCUAAUAUUUCUGUUCAUAGUUACCCUUAUAACAGCAUGUGCCCAGCCAUCGGCAAUCAUAGUGACACUCAGGUCUGUGGAAGAUGGCGAGCGGCCUUUUGCACUAGGAAUGCAAUUUGUUUUAUUACGAACUCUUGCUUACAUUCCUACUCCAAUUUAUUUUGGGGCUGUUAUUGACACCACGUGCAUGCUUUGGCAACAGGAUUGUGGUGUGCAAGGAUCUUGUUGGGAAUACGAUGUAACUUCAUUUCGCUUCGUUUACUUUGGAUUGGCAGCUGGUCUCAAAUUUGUGGGAUUCUUUUUUAUUUUUCUGGCCUGGUAUUCCAUUAAAUAUAAAGAAGAUCAGCUGCAGAGGCAGAGAUGGAGGGCCUCACCUGUAAACACAGUGAGUGAGAUGGUUGGCAAUGCAGGACCUCAACAAAACUAUGCCCGGACUAGAUCCUGCCCUACUUUUAGUGCUCGAGGGGAGCACACUGAAGACGUCUGUCUGGCACGAGGAAUGAAUUACAUAGCACAGACAUAUCCUGGCCCCUUUUCAGAAGCAAUAAAUUCCUCAACUGAAAAUGCACUGGAGGAAGUCACUGCUGAAAUAUAA